Botrytis byssoidea is the source of this 1401-nucleotide messenger RNA. RefSeq lists its product as uncharacterized. The record is from RefSeq and is a predicted model, not a curated record. Gene Ontology annotation, cellular component: mitochondrial inner membrane. Gene Ontology annotation, biological process: inner mitochondrial membrane organization. Lineage: Eukaryota; Fungi; Ascomycota; Leotiomycetes; Helotiales; Sclerotiniaceae. The transcript has a single exon. The coding region runs from base 1 to 1401 and encodes 466 amino acids.
AUGCAACCAUUGACAAGACUCGUUCCUCGGUUUGCAAUCGACUCAGGUUCAGUCUCCAUAUCGAGAACUUUAAGAAUCUCUCCUCGACCUUCGGUCAAAUCGUCAAUCUGUCUACAAUGUAGAAUUUAUUCUCCUAGUCUGCGGCGAUACUUUGCAGAUGAUCAAAGACCUAUAAUAGAACCACCUCCUCAUCUUCGACCUAUUGUUACACCUCCUCCUGAAGAACCCAAACCCCAAGUCGAAGAAAAGCCCACUCCUACUCCCGAGUCCAGCAAACAAGAUGUCUCUUCCUCUCCCAAACCCGAAAAAGAUGGAGAGCUCCCUUCCACACUCGAAAGUCGACGUCUGGCAGUCACAAAGAAACUAUCCCACCUCAUGGAUCAUAUGCAAGGCAACAUAUUCAUAGCAUCUCAACGGAUCAACGACCUCACAGGCUACUCCGGCAUUGAAGCCCUCAAGAACAAAAUCACCGAUCUCGAAACCCAAGUUGCCAAUUCCAAAGACCUAGUCCGAAGCACUCGACUACACUACAAAACUACCGUCGCAGACCGUGCUUCUUCUCAACGUGAGGUUACAACUUUACUAGCAAGGAAAGAUACAUGGACACCUGCCGAUCUCGAGCGUUUUACACAUCUGUAUCGUAUGGAUCAUACCAACGAGCAGGCAGUUCAGGAAGCAGCUACUCGACUUGCAGAUGCAGAACGCGAAGCUGAGAAAGCAGCGGGGGAAUUGAGCAGUAGUAUAUUAUCACGAUAUCAUGAGGAACAGAUUUGGAGUGACAAGAUACGAAGAAUGAGUACGUGGGGAACAUGGGGACUAAUGGGAGUCAACGUGCUGCUAUUCUUGGUAUUUCAAUUUGGAUUUGAACCAUGGAGAAGGAGAAGAUUGGUUGCAGGAUUCGAAGACAAAGUGAGAGAGGCAUUAGAGAAAGAGAAGACCUUUGCCAUGUCGACAGCUGUACGAGGUGCUGAAGUUGGUGGGGGAGAGGGUUCAGAAGUAAGCUUGGAUGAGAUCGUCGCAUCUGGUGUCCAAGAAUUGGAAGAAGAGAUUGGAGAAAAGGCCCUGGAUGAACCGGCGGUAGAAGCAGUAGCUGCUGUAAUGGAAGGUGAAGUAUCACAUCACGAAUCAAAUAACGAGCCAGCUCCGGAAAUCGGCGAAGCAGCAGCAGCAAUGGAUACUGCAGAAUUGAGCAUACCUUAUUCUAAACCCGCAUUCGAUUACCGAAACGUAGAAUCUUGGAAGGAAAAAAUGGAAGCCGGGAAAGCUGCGGCAAUAGAUUCAUGGAGUACACAACAAAUUUCGAUACCAAAAAGAGAUAUAACGAUCAUAGCAUUAGAAAGUGCCGCUGGGGGAGCAGUGCUUGUCGGAGCCAUCUUCACUCUCAUUCUACGUCGCUCAUAG